This is a messenger RNA of Chenopodium quinoa (quinoa), 2007 nucleotides long. Its product is annotated as UDP-glycosyltransferase 82A1-like. Gene Ontology annotation, molecular function: UDP-glycosyltransferase activity. NCBI's taxonomy places the organism in Eukaryota, Viridiplantae, Streptophyta, Magnoliopsida, Caryophyllales, Amaranthaceae. The coding region runs from base 520 to 1896 and encodes 458 amino acids. The transcript has 2 exons. The record is from RefSeq and is a predicted model, not a curated record.
UUAUUAUCAUAUUUUAGUUUUUUUCCUCCAGAUCAAAUAAUACAACCCUAUUUUCGACAAUCUUUCCUGAUGACCAUUGACCAAUAAAAAAAUUAUUGCAUUGGGUGGGAGUCUGGUAUAUAUACACAUUAGCAUUAGCUAUUCAUCUUAAUUAAAGGUCAUCAACUAACCUAAAAAGGAGUUUACCCUACAACAUAAAUUUAUAUCCCCUACAAUCUCAACCUAAGUUUUCCAGCUUUAAUUCCCAUCUAAUUUCCACAAUUCCGUGUGCUUUGCGUCUUUGCAACAUCCACAGUUCUUUUUAUAAAUACCCACGUGCCUUUUUACCUUCAAUUCAUACAACAACUUGCUACAUUCUUUUAAUUAUAUUAUAUUAUAUUAUAAAUUUAUACAAGUAUAAGAUUUUCAUGUUGAUAAUCUCUCUAGAAUAUAAGCACCAAAAAUCACAAACAUAUUAGACCCAAAACCAUCCUAAAAAACCAUAUAGUAUAUAUCAAAAUAAUAUAAUUUCUUUACAAUAUGGUUUAUGAUGAGCCAAAAAAGAAAAUGAUCAUAUUAGUACCAUAUCCAGCACAAGGGCAUGUAACGCCCAUGCUAAAACUAGCCUCAUCCUUGUCAACCUUUGGGUUUCGACCAUUGGUGGUGUUGCCGGAGUUCAUACACCGGUUGAUUUUCAACAAAGUCAACGCCGCCACCAAGGGUGGGAUCGUGUGUGUAUCGAUCCCAGACGGGUUGGAUGAUGAGAGUAAGUCACGCGAUUUCUUUAAUAUUGAGAAAGCAAUGGAGGAUCACAUGCCGCCUUAUAUGGAGCGACUAAUUCGUAAGACUAAUAAUAAUGGUGGUGAAAAUAUAGCAUGCAUGGUUGUUGAUCUACUAGCUUCUUGGGCUUUUGAUGUUGGGACUAAAUGUGGUGUUGCUGUUGCUGGGUUUUGGCCUGCGAUGUUGGCUACUUAUUCUUUGAUAUCCUCCAUUCCUGAGUUAGUUCAAAGAGGUCUCAUCUCUGAGUAUGGGCUCCCACAAUUUCAUGGACCAAUAUCAUUUCAACAUGAUCAACCACUUCUUAAGAGUGAAGAUUUGCCAUGGUUAAUCGGAACUCAAGCUGCUAAAAAGGCAAGAUUUAAGUUUUGGGCCAAAACCAUGGACCGGUCCAGAUCUCUCAGGUGGAUCCUUGUCAACUCCUUUCCAAACGAGUCACAAAAAGUAUGGGCGAAAAAUCCGGAGUACAGCCCAACUACUUAUUCAAUCGGCCCAUUAGGAAGUAAUGGACUGAGUGAAAGCCUAACUUUUUGGGAAGCAGAUGGAAGCUGUUUGGGCUGGCUUGAGCAACAAGAGCCCAACUCAGUGAUAUACAUAUCAUUUGGAAGUUGGGUUAGCCCAAUUGGCGAAGCAAAGGUGAGAAAUUUGGCAUUAGCAUUGGAAGAGUUAAAAAGCCCAAUUGUUUGGGUUCUUGGGCCUGAAUGGAGAGAUGGGCUGCCCAAAGGGUACAUAGAAAGAUUAGGUAAACAAGGGAAGAUAGUUGCAUGGGCACCACAACUUGAAGUACUGCAACAUAAGGCAGUUGGGUGUUACCUCACACAUUGUGGAUGGAAUUCUACUAUGGAAGCUAUACAAGGUAAGAAAUGCCUCUUGUGUUUUCCGGUAGCCGGCGAUCAAUCUUUGAAUUGUGAAUACAUCGUUAAUGUGUGGAAAAUCGGGGUAAAGAUGAAUGGGUUUAGUGUAAAGGAUGUUAGUGAUGGCGUCAAAAGGGUGAUGGAGGAUCGAGAGAUGAAGAAGAGAAUCGAGGCUUUGAACAUGAGGGUCAUGGGGGAGAAGGCAAGCUUGGAAGUUAAAGAUAAUUUGUUUGGUUUCAUGAAUGAUCUUAAAAGACCGAUCAAUGCAUUGCAAUUUAAUUUAUGACAAAUUAUACUGUAAGGAAAGCUUGUGAAGUUUGUGAACUAUUACCUUUCACUUGUUAAUUUUGUUAAUAACUAUCUUUAAAUUUUUAUUAGUUUUUCUUUAAACAACUAC